This is a messenger RNA of Ictalurus punctatus (channel catfish), 2037 nucleotides long. It is a transcript of the gene spag7, whose product is annotated as sperm associated antigen 7. Gene Ontology annotation, molecular function: nucleic acid binding. Lineage: Eukaryota; Metazoa; Chordata; Actinopteri; Siluriformes; Ictaluridae. The record is from RefSeq and is a predicted model, not a curated record. The coding region runs from base 36 to 722 and encodes 228 amino acids. The transcript is spliced from 7 exons.
ACUUCCGGUUUCCGGUUAGAAUCAUUCAGUCCAAGAUGGCGGACCUCCUGGGCUCAAUCUUGAGCUCGAUGGAAAAACCUCCAACAGUCGGCGACCAGGAAAGCCGCCGAAAAGCUCGAGAGCAGGCCGCCCGCAUGAAGAAGAUGCAGGAGGACGAGAGGAGAAAGAAAGCAGAGUUUAGGAAGAAGAUGGAGAAGGAAGUGUCGGAUUUCAUCCAGGACAGCAGUCUGCAGAAGAAGAAGUACGCACCCAUGGGGAAGAUUGAGAGAAGCAUCCUGCACGAUGUGGCCGAAGUGGCGGGUCUGACCUCCUUCUCGUUCGGGGAGGAUGAAGAAAGCAGAUACGUGAUGCUCUUUAAAAAGGAGUUCGCGCCGUCGGAUGAGGAGUUGGAGGCGUACCGUAGAGGAGAGGAGUGGGAUCACGCCAAAGCGGAGGCGAGACGCAAGCUGAGGGAACAGGCGGCGUUGGAGGAGGAAGCAGCCAGUCAGAGUCAGAAGAGGCCGUCGUCUCCCAGCUCCAACUACAGAGACAAAUACAGCCAUCUGAUUGGCACGUCUGCUGCUAAAGACGCCGCCCACACGCUGGAGGCCAACCAGGCGUACGGCUGUGUCCCUGUGGCCAAUAAGAGAGACACACGCUCCAUCGAGGAGGCCAUGAACGACAUCCGGGCUAAAAAACGCCUCAAGAGAGGAGAAGAGGACACAGGGGCCAGCGGCCUGUGAGACUGCUGUGUGUGUGUGUGUGUGUGUGUGUGUGUGUGUGUGUAGGUAUGUGUAUAAGAGAAUCAGGGUGUGUAUUCAUAGAUGUGUCCCUGUACAGUAUUGUACUCUCUAGCAAUAUUUCCCUGAGGGUGUGUGCGUGUGCGUGUGUGUACACACACACACAUUGUUUAGCGGUCACUCUGGCCUUGUCUGCUGCUUCUACCCUCCUCAUAGUUGUGUGUUUUUGUUUUAAAGCUCGUUAGUUUAGUGGAUUUUAUUUCCGCGUGUCUUCAUGCUGUGAAGUUAAGACACGUUUUUUUUUUAUUUUUAGUGAGUUUGUUAAAUAAAGCGACAUGUAAAGGCAAAAUUUGGUCACGGAGGUGUGCGUGCGGAUCAUUGUCCAUCUUUGGGAAUGUGGGUGGGGCCACGAGUUUUUUUGGAAAAGGAGUAAAUGCACUUGGGAAAUCGUGACUAAGAAAUGAAAUGUGGGUGUGUCACUGGAGGGCCCAUAUAUGGAAAUGCGGGUGUGUCCAAGUGGCCACAAUAUAUGAAGGUUGCAGAUGGAAAUGUGGGUGUGUCAAUAUGGACCAUAUAUGGAAAUGUGGGUGUGCCUUUGAGUCCCUAUAAUUGCAGUAUAAGGAAAUCAAUGGCACUGAUGUAAAAAAAAGUAGUAUUUUAAGAUUUGGUCAUAUUUGAAGUCAUAUUUGAAGUCAUAUAAGGACAAAGACACGCCCACCCGUCUCUCCUCGGACAGAUCCACUCCAAUAGAAAAAAUCGAUUUUGUGUUUUUGUAUUGAGUGUUUAUGACUGUUCAAACCACUUUUUAUCCAAACUCACUCUCCUGGAGUUACGGCCUGCAGUGUGUUCAUGUGAAGUGUGCAUCAUUUUACAAAAAACGCUAAUGCUAACUGGUCUCUCAGUUAGACCAGCCUUUAUAUCAACUUCAGAUAGCUCCCGUGCUAGAAAUAUUGGAUUUUAAUCGAUGGUGCAUGUUCAGAUAUGAAGCAGACCCUUUGGUGUAGUAGAAUAAAACUCUAUGUUGUCAUUGGUGAGUCUGUGUUCAUCACUAAAUUGUGCUCUUCAUAUUUCAGACAGCAAGUAAAUCAUACAAAAACACAUGUGGAACUUCCUUCCUAUUUAUAGCAUUUUAAAGCCUUGUUACUGUUUACCACCUUUAAUAUGUAAUAAAUAUAAAGCUGAAAUAGUCUGUGUCAGUAAUGAAUCCUGUAACUGUCCACAUUUUACACACUGUAUCUGAGGAGCCUGGUGUUCUAACAGACUCGACUGUUAAGGCUACUCGCGUUUGGGGUUUUAAAUAAAGGAUUAAACGCUGAAA